Messenger RNA from Gongylonema pulchrum, 351 nucleotides. NCBI's taxonomy places the organism in Eukaryota, Metazoa, Nematoda, Chromadorea, Rhabditida, Gongylonematidae. The record is from the annotation of a GenBank genome assembly.
AUGGAGCGCGGUGCAUCUCACGGACAUAUUGUUCAGGAUUUCCGGGAGGGCUCCGUCGCGCAGUCGUCUGUUGAAGAAUUCUCCGGAGGUUCAUCAGAAACUCCGAGUGAAGUGGAUCCCUGUUCUGUGAGGUAUUUGCAUGAGCUCGUCGACGAGUUGCGCCUUUUGCGCCAGUGUUUCGCGGGCAUGCCCGAGCAGCCGCAGCAUGCUUUAAGACAGGUUUGCAUCGAAAUCGACCGCGUCUGGGCCUCCUUAUGCUCUCCCGACGAUAGCAGUACCCAGGACGACCUGUCAUCAACCAACAGUUUUUCCAGACAGUCAUCCCAGGAUUCGUCUGCAACACAACCAUAG